Molecule: messenger RNA, 327 nt
Organism: Ceraceosorus bombacis
Lineage: Eukaryota; Fungi; Basidiomycota; Exobasidiomycetes; Ceraceosorales; Ceraceosoraceae
Source: the annotation of a GenBank genome assembly
AUGGCGACAUCUCGACUACCAUUCACUAGCGGGCUACGCGAACCCAGCGUGCUAUCACUCAGACUGGUAACGGGUGCUGGUUGCGGUACUUUGCCCUUCCGUCUGGCUUACGUGGAAAACGCCUGCCAAGAUCUGCCGGCCGUCGGCACGACGAAGCCUUCGGCACCAGCCCCGCCCAUCACGUCACCUGGAACGAGUCAGCCCCCGCGUGGCUCUUGGCCAAAAAGAGGCCACUCGAGCUUUCCUUCCACAUCUCUUGAGACAGCCGCCCUGACCAUUCAACAUUGGGAAAAGCCAGCGUGCAGAUUCCACGAGAAGCCAGUCUGA